Podarcis lilfordi (Lilford's wall lizard) is the source of this 9085-nucleotide messenger RNA. NCBI's taxonomy places the organism in Eukaryota, Metazoa, Chordata, Lepidosauria, Squamata, Lacertidae. The record is from the annotation of a GenBank genome assembly.
AUGGCUGAAGCACAGGUAGGGACCCACAGAUACUCCCCCCCUCUCAUUUUGUUCCAGCAGUGGUGGCUGGUGCCCCCUGGGACAGGUAGUGCAGGAGGCAGGGAGCUGAAGAAGAGGUGGUUACACAGAGCCAAAUGACAGGCAGAGCCAACUAAUCUAGGUUUAUCCCUGUCCUCCUCCUCCCUGAUAUGAAGGCAAAACUGAGAGGGAGGAGGAGGAACAAGCAGUGCACCCCCUGGCCUCAUUUUUAAGAAGGCAAGCAGGCAGGGAGCAGCAGGUUGAGGACAAACUGAGGUAGAUGGGGCAGUCCUUUCAUUACCCUAAUCAUGGACCAGCCUUCCCUGCUUUCUCGGUGUGGCAAUCACACAGGGUCCCCGGACGUUUCACUGUCUAUUGAUCCCUGUGCCACCACUUUAUUUCUCGCUGCCACCACCCAGGCCCUACCUGGUACAAUACAGAGUCCAGUCAGGGUUAAAUUGGAACAUAAACUUCUGUUUAUUUAUUGUAGUUUGACAAGCCUGUGGUUUCAUAAACGGUAUCGGUCAAUUACAAUCAUGGGGUGCCUAUCCAGACCUAUAACUUCCGCUACCUGCUCUCACUCACUAAACCACCUCUCAGAUAUUUACUUGUCUUCCUAGCCCCUAACUGUUCCUGACUCAGUUUAUUUUGCUACACUAACUCAACCUACCCACAGACUCUAUCCCAAUUCACUCCCACUCCAACCAACCUCCCAACGAACUCCCCUUCGCCCCUCACAGAGCUGGUUUUAUAGUCCCUCUGACUCCACCCCCCUGGGUUCUGAUUGGGUAAUUUGUUUAACUAUUUCACCUCCAGCACUCUCAUAUGUUAACGUCACACUCGGAGUAUACCAGAAAUUGUAAUUUAUUAAAAUUGUCUGAUGGGUCAUCCGACAAAUCUAGCAGAGCUCUUCUUACAUUCUCAUGACACAGCAUAUGAGGAAAAAGGACUGGGAGGGAGGAGGGGAAACCAAGCUCCGCUGAAACAUCUUUCACUCGCCAAAAACCGUGCUCAGAAAUGAGAACUCAAGUCUUUCCCCAGUGGACUAGCUAGUUGAGGCUAUUUUAAUCAAGAGAGGUUUUAAUGUUUCAAAAUGUGCCCCCUUUCACCCCUUUUGUUACAGGAUCAUCCGGUUUGCCCGACAAAAGAGGGAGACAUCAAAACUGAGGAUCAGCAGAGUAGUGAAGACCUGCCGGUAGGCAUCCUUAAUCCACUCACUUAAGUAAAACAAUGGAAGGAACUUGAGGAGAGCCAGGGAGAGCCAGUGUGGUGUAGUGGUUAAGAGCGAUAGACUCGUAAUCUGGUGAACUGGGUUCGCGUCUCCGCUCCUCCAUAUGCAGCUGCUGGGUGACCUUGGGCUAGUCACACUUCUCUGAAGUCUCUCAGCCCCACUCACCUCACAGAGUGUUUGUUGUGGGGGAGGAAGGGAAAGGAGAAUGUGAGUCGCUUUGAGACUCCUUUGGGUAGUGAUAAAGCGGGAUAUUAAAUCCAAACUCUUUCUCUUUCUUUCUUCACCCAGUGCAUCAUUAAUGCAUGGAACUACCCGCCACAUGGUGUCCUGACGGCCACAGGCUUGAGUGGAUUUAAGAGUGGAUAACACCCGUUCACAGGGACAUAGGAAGCUGCCAUAUAACAAGUCAAACCAAACUGGUCUUGCUAGCUCAGUAUUUUCUACACUGAAUGGGAGCAGCUGACCAGGGCUUCAGGCAAUAAUUUUUUACUAGCCAUGCCUGGAGAUCCUGGGGGUUAAACCUGGAACAUUCUAUAGGUUGUCUGAGUCUUUUUAGAGGGGCAAUGUGGGAUACCAGUUAAACAAACAAAAAAUGUGAAGUAAGAAUUCUACAUCCUGAGAAUCUCAGCUUCUUUCUUUUUAUUUGUGAUGUAAAAUACACACUGCUAGCACUGCUGUCAAGAUACGACUGAGAAGGCAUGGGCAGAGACCACGUGAGCAGGCAGUUCUUCUUCCUCUCUCAUAAUACUAGAACCCAGGACCAUUCAAAAAGAACAUUGGGAGAUGCAGGGCAGACAAACCAAAGGGUUUCUUCACACAGUUGAACUAUGGCAGUUGCUCCCACCAGAGGCAGUGAAGGCUACCAAUUGAGAUGGCUACCAAUUGAGAAGAGGAUUAGCAUCUUUAAGAGAGGCUCAGACAAAUUUAUGAAAGAUAAGGCUACCAAUGGUUACUAGCUAUGAUGGCUGUUCUCUACCUUCACUUCUGAGGCAAUAUUUGUUAAGGAUAACGGUUUAAUUGCCUGAAAUGGGAAUGUUUGCUUCUGUUGAAUUGGUGUGUAUUUUUAGCAUGGGCUCUUUUUUCCUUUGUAGCUCUCUCAUGUGAUUGGCUGACUGUGAGUCACAUGAGAGAGGCAUUCCAUUCUGUUGUGACUGUUAUUCAAGUAACUGUCGUUUUUAACUGGCUUUCUGCUUCUGUGUGUGAAGGGGAAUGGCUGCUGAGAGAGGUUUCUCAGGAUCUGCUAAGGACAGUGUGUGUUAGUGUCAUCUUUCUGAAGUGAAUCGGACAGAGGAGAUUUCCUAAAUGUUAAUAGGGAGAAACCUGAGCAUGAUAUUGUAAAUAUAUGUUUAUGAUAGUAAAGGGUUAUUUGCUGUUAUGCUCAGGUGCUGCUUAGAGGCCUCUUGACUGAGGCAUCUUGUUGGCCACUGUGAGAACAGGAUGGUGGACUAGAUGGGCCAUUGGCCUGAUCCAGCAGGAUUAUUUUUAUGGCAGUCCCUAGUCAUAGCUCAUAGAGCUAUGGAUUCUCUGAUCUAUGGGAUUUUCUCCCAGGCUCACCGCCCACUUCUUAAAUCUUGCCUUCUGACAGAGAGAAAUAGAAGCUGAGAGGCUUAAGAUUGUCCAGGAGUGGAAGGAGAUGCACCAGAUUCUCGAUGAGCAGCAGCAGCUCCUGCUGAGGUGGCUACAUAACAUGGAAGGUGACGUUCUCCGCAGAAAGAAGGAGGUUGUCCGAAUCACCAGGGAGACUUCCCUCCUCGGUGAACUGGAAAAGGAGAAGAAGGCACAGCAGUCAUUACUGGUAGGAAGAGUGGCAUCUUGGAAAGUCAGUGGCAAACUGGGAAUCUGUGGGCUUCUGACUGUUGCUGGAGUACAACUCCCAUCAUGCCACCUGGGGCUGAUGGGAGCUAAAACUUAAUUAAAUUAAUUACAGUGGUACCUUGGGUUACAGACACUUCAGGUUACAGACUCCGCUAACCCAGAAAUAGUGCCUCGGGUUAAGAACUUUGCUUCAGGGUGAAAACAGAAAUUGUGCAGCGGCGGCAGGAGGCCCCAUUAGCUAAAGUGGUGCUUCAGGUUAAGAACAGUUUCAUGUUAGGAACAGACCUCCAGAACGAUUUAAGUUCUUAACCCGAGGUACCACUGUAAAUGUAUUUUCACUGAUUAAUCAGUUACUUGAUUGCUUAAAAAGUGCAGAUGAAAAUGGUUCUGAAGAAAAAAUAAAUUUGUUUUCCUUGUAGCUUUUAGUAUAAUAAAAAUGUUACCUUGCCCAACAAUGCUCCUAUUAUUGAUUAAAAGGAUUUUUCAUUGAUUAUAGCAGGGGUGGGGAAAUGUGUUCAGAUCCUGACCUCCCCUAAGGGGCCAUUUCUGACGAGUGGACAUAGUUAUCAUGACAUCAGAUGAAGCAUUUUCUUUUGCCCGUACCGUUUGUAACCAAACCACCUGGCAAAGUUGAAGGUCAGCUGUGUCCUUACUUGCCCCACACCUGGUGUCAUAUGGGGUAGGUGGGUGUGGCUUGAAUAAAACAGCCUCGGGGGCCAAAUUAGGACCUCUUCAACUGACAAUUGAAUCUGCCAUGAACAUUUGGGCUGUAAUAUGCUUAUUAUUAUUAUUAUUAUUAUUAUUAUUAUUAUUUCUAAUUGUUCUAGGCUGCAUACCCUCUACAUUUUAAAAGCACAUUUCCCCUCUCAAUGAUUUCUGGCGCUGUAAGUUAACCCUGCACAGAGUUACAAUUACCAGGUACACUUAACAAACUACAGUGUCUAUUAUUCUUUGAAAAAUUAGCUUCAAAUGGCCCUGCCUGUCUUGCACAACACAGCAAGAAUAUUUUCUGGCAACUCCAUAAACUGUUCUUUUCAUCUUUUCUUUAUUGCAGGGUUUACACAGCACUGGCCGCAGGUGAGCUCUGAAUUCAAUUUUACUAGCUCCUCCUAUUGGGCAGCAAUCUUCUCUGAACUAUGAGGUGCUGGGAUCAGCGGGUGGGGGAAGGAAUUUGAGGGAGAGCCCACACACAGUUUCUUAAAAUGUCCUUGUACCAGGAGCAGCCAACAUUUUGUCCUCCAAAUACUGUUGAACUCCAGCUGCCAUCAUCCCUGGACAACAACAUAUUCUUAGCCAUCCCUGUCCUGGGUCCUGCACUAUAAAUUGAAAGCAAUAUCAUGUCACUUAAGACAGUCAUGGCUCCCCUUCCCACAAAGAUUCCUAUGAAUUCUAGAAGGUUCUAUCCUUAUGUCAGGGUGUUGGACUGGACGGGCUCUUUGGCCUGAUCCAAGAGUUCAUGGAUGUUUCGCCUCCUCCUCCUCCAACAGAGACACAUUCUCUCUCUCUCUCUCUCUCUCUCUCUUUCUUUCUUUGCAGAGACAAUACAUUCUUCCCGAAACCACAGCCAGAUUUGGGGGAGCUGCAGCAGAGGUUGAGCGAUUUCUCCCACAAAAGGGCUGCUUUGCUGGAAACACUGCUGGCAUUCAAAGGUGAAGAAGGAUUUUUAUUUGCUAGGAUCUUUCGAAAAGCCACAAUGACAUACAGUGGUACCUCGGGUUAAGUACUUAAUUCGUUCUGGAGGUCCGUUCUUAACCUGAAACUGUUCUUAACCUGAAGCACCACUUUAGCUAAUGGGGCCUCCUGCUGCUGCCGUGCGUCCGGAGCCCAAUUUCUGUUCUCAUCCUGAAGCAAAGUUCUUAACCCGAGGCACUAUUUCUGGGUUUGCGGAGUCUGUAACCUGAAGCGUAUGUAACCUGAAGCGUAUGUAACCCGAGGUACCACUGUAUAGUUGAAGUGAAAACAAAAAAUGCACAGUUGUGUCUAACGUUAAUCCUAUGCAAAGUGGACCUAUUGGAAUUAAUGCAGAGGACUAUGGCCUCUUCUGCAAUUAAAUAUACAGUCAAACCUCGGUUGUCAAAUGUAAUCUGUUCUAGAAGCCCGUUCGGCUUCUGAAAUAUUCCAACAACCAAGGUGCGGCUUCCGAUUGGUUGCAAGAGCUUCCUGCACUCAAACAGAAGCCGCCCUGGAUGUUUGGCUUCUGAAAAACAUUCGAAAACCGGAGCAUUUACUUCGGGUUUUUGGUGUUCAGGAGCCAAAACAUUCCAAAACAGAGCCGUUUGGGAACAAAGGUUUGACUGUACAAAGUAGUAGCAUACUGUUUUAAAUGAGAAUGGCUUCCCUCAAAUAAUUCUGGGAAGUGUAGUUUGUUAAGGGUUCUGAGAGUUGCUGGGGUACCCCAUUCUCCUCAGAGUUCCUGCAAAGAGGGAUUGUUAAGCCACGCUGAGGACUCUUGUCUACUGUUUGUCUGUGACAUCGGUGUCACCAUGCCGCAGACGUAUGGAGAGGCAAGGCUUCUCCAUAAGUCUUUUAAAAUUGUGCAUGCAUGAUGAUUUGGGCUCAUGAUGACAUUGGGGAGGUUAUACUUGCUUUCAAUACUGUUUCAGCCUGCAAACGUUUUAGGGCGGACCUACUGAGAAGUUUCCAGUCAGCAUGUUCCCCAACUUCCUGCUGGAAUCCUGUAACUUUUUACACCACACAUGUUCCAGUUUAUUUAUUUGACCUGCUUUUGUGGUGCUGUAAACCCAGGAGGGUCGCUCCAGAUGAUAAUAUUGUGGUAAUGUUGGGAAAGCAUCACAGGGCUACAAGUAAAGGAGAAUGACCUCUGGUUGGUCCAGUAUGAAUACAGCAUGAAUCGGCUAAUUAGUGUUUUAAUUGCCAGAAAGUCCGCCAGCAGUUGGAAGGGGCCCUGAGAGAGAAAGAGAAAAAAGACAAAAUUGUGAAGGAUGUUAAUUUUUUUUCUUUCUUUCUGCAGGAUAUCUGCAUCUGGAGUUGAAGAGUAAUGGAGGUACAUACACACUUUAACUUUAAAAGUAAAAUAAAAUUACAUACUAGAGACCAACACGUUUUGCUGCCUGAAUGAAGGAUGAUAAUAUAUAAGUAUUCUUAUAGCUCAACAUUUCUAACCUUGCAAGGUUUAAAUUUCUUUUUAUAUUAUUAUUAUUAUUAUUAUUAUUAUUACUACAGUAUUAUUAUUAUUAUGACAAAGUAAUAAUCAUAAAUAAACAAGAAUAAAAAUGUGCACCCCACCACUGAGACCAUUCCACUGUAACUAUCCAAACUCCCAAAAUUUCAACAACUCUCGCCAUGGUUUGACCCCUUUCUGUUUUAACAGUACAAAUUCUACAAACACCUUCCAUAUCUCCUCACAAUCAUUUCUCCUGCAUAUUCCCUGUCUUACCUUAAUGGCACAUGCUAAUUUAUCGUUAAUAGCUAUAUCCUACACCUCUUUAUGCCAUUCUUCCAUUUUAUAUUCUGCUUGCCCCUUCCACUUCCUAGUUAUAAUAAUUUGUGCGACUGUCAAUAAAUUUGUGAGCAAGUCCUUCAUAGCCUGCAAACCUUCCAUCCCAUCGUAAAUGUUUAAUAAUGCUACCUCUGGACUUUUGGUCGGCUUUAACCCAGUGAUUUCUGUUAUCUCCUUAAACACCCUUUGCCAAAAAAAUUGUUCUUAUUUACACCCCCACCACAUGUGAAUAUAAUUCCUGGUUUCCUGGCAUCCCCUCCAACAUAACACCGAAUAUUCAUUGUUUAUUUGAUUUAAUCUGACUGGUGUUAAAUACCAUCUCCAAACUAAUUUAUAAUAAUUUUCUUUUAUUCUUAAAUAAAUUUCAUGAAGAUAGGAACACAGGAAACUGCUUUAUCCUGACUCAAAACCAUUGGCCCAUCUGGCUCAGUACAGUGGUACCUUGGGUUAAGAACUUAAUUCGUUCUGGAGGUCCGUUCUUAACCUGAAACUGUUCUUAACCUGAGGUACCACUUUAGCUAAUGGGGCCUCCCGCUGCUGCCGUGUGAUUUCUGUUCUCAUCCUUAAGCAAAGUUCUUAACCCGAGGUACUAUUUCUGGGUUAGCGGAGUCUGUAACCUGAAGCGUCUGUAACCCGAGGUACCACUGUAUUGUUUACUUUGACUGGCAGUGGCUUACAUGGGUUUCAGAGAGAGAGUCCCUGCCUGAAGCUGGGACCUUAUAUGCAAAGCAGAUGCUCUGCUACUUAGCUAAAACCCCUUCCCACAAUGAUUGAAAUCAUAGAAUUUAUCAGAUUUUGCUGCAUUCAUAGAACAGUAUCCAACUUGCUUAUUUCUAGCAGGAGACGGCCAGGUGAGCAACAUGGAGGAUGAGAAACCUCUGAUGGAUCAUACUGAGCAACAGGAACAGAACGAUAGGACAACGGAAGGAGCAGCGGAGGAAAGGUCUCUGUGCCCUGAACCGAAGGCCACUUCUGAGGAUGAAGAUGGCUCAAAAAGAGAGCAGAGGAAGUGUCUGGACAAAGGGGAGGAGGACAAAUCUAUUCCCUGCAAAGGAAACGACUGUGACCUUGAUGGGCACAAAGUUCUGCCAAGGACUCAACAGAUCAAGAAGCAAAGGAUGUGUGCCGAGUGCGGGAAAUGCUUCAGUCAGAAGUCAAACCUUAUUACACAUCAGAGAAUCCACACCGGUGAGAAGCCGUACGAGUGUGCAGACUGCGGAAAGAGCUUCUGCCAGAGAUCAGGACUCAUUUCGCACCAGAGAACCCACACGGGCGAAAGGCCACACAAAUGCUUGCACUGCGAGAAAAGCUUCCGCUUCCACUCCAACCUCAUCAUGCACGAGAGGACCCACACGGAGGAGAAGCCGUACAAGUGCUCGCAUUGCGGGAAGCGCUUCAACCAGCGGUCGAACCUCGUCAGUCACAAAGGGACCCACCGGCAAGAGAAGCCGUGCAAGUGUUCCGAGUGCGGGAAAAGCUUCCGCCGGAGCUCAGAGCUCACAGUCCACAAGAUGACCCACACGGGGGAAAAGCCAUACAAGUGCCUCCAAUGCGGGAAAGGGUUCAGGAGGAGGGCGGACCUCAUUGUGCAUGAGAGGACCCACACGGGAGAGAAGCCGUACGGCUGCCCCGAUUGCGGGAAAAGCUUCAGCCAGAGGUCGGGCUUAAUUGCGCACGAGCGGACGCACACAGCAGAGAAGCUGCACGAGUGUGUGGUGUGCGACAAGGGCUUCAGCUACACCGCACACCUUGCCAUGCAUGAGAAGCCAGACCUCACCACACAUCGCACGGGCGAGAAGCCGUACGAAUGUGCAGACUGCGGGAAGAGCUUCUGCCAGAGAUCGAAACUCGCCGUCCACCAGAGAACCCACGUGCGUGAGAAGCCGUACAAAUGCUCUCACUGCGAGAAGAGCUUCGGCUUCCGGUCCUACCUCAUCGCACACGAGAGAAUCCACACAGGGGAAAAGCCGUUCAAAUGCUCGCGUUGUGGGAAGGGCUUCAGUCAGCGGUCGGCCCUCAAAGGUCAUGAAGGGACUCACCAGGAAGAGAAGCCGUACAAGUGCUCCGAGUGUGGGAAAAGCUUCUGCCGGAGCUCAGAGCUCCUCGUCCACCUGAUGACCCACACGGGGGAGAAGCCAUACAAGUGCCCUCAGUGCGGGAAGCGCUUCAGAAGGAAGCCGGAGCUCAUCAUCCACGAGAGGAUCCACACGGGCGAGAAGCCGUACAAGUGCGCAGACUGCGGGAAAAGCUUCAGCCAGAUGUCGGGCCUCCUCAGUCACGGACGUACCCACCGAGAAGAGAAGCCGUACAAGUGCGCAGACUGUGGGAAGGGUUUCAGGAGGAAGCCGGACCUCAUCGUGCACGAGAGGACCCACACGGGGGAAAAACCGUACAAGUGCGCGGAGUGUGGGAAGGGGUUCAGGAGGAGGACGGAUCUCAUCGUGCACGAGAGGACCCACACUGGGGAAAAACCGUACAAGUGCCCUCACUGCGAGAAAAGCUUCAGGCAGAAGCCAGGCCUGAACGUGCACCAGAGGACCCACACAGAGGAAAAGUCGUAG